UUAGUUAUUAAUAAACAUGUUAGGUAUUUUAUAUUUAUUUAUUGAUAUAUUUUACGAACUAUGCCUUUUUAUAUGGAUAGAUUCUGUUAAUAUUUAAAUAUUAUAACAUUUGAUAAUAAAUAGUAUACAAUGCUGACGCGGAUUCAAGGGGGGAAAGGGGCGAUAACCCACCUCCCCCUAGUGAUGCGAUAAGAGAAUAUUCUUUUAGAAAUUAUUAUCGGGUAAUUAUUGCUAUAGUGGAACCUACUGGCUACUGUAUUAUAUAAUAUUUAGAAUUUUACCACCGAAAGUUAUACAUCAUAAUGAUUACUGAUGUCUGAUCUUGAUGCCUAUCUUAGAGAAUAUUCUUUAUAUUAAAAAAAGAUAAUUACGGUAAUUUUACAUCACUACCUCCCCCGUAGACUUUGGCAUGCCACAUAGAUAAAUUUUAGGAUGUCUGUUUUUGGCAGCCGAUAAAAUACAAUAUGCACAUGGUGUUACCCCUCUCCCCUCCCGCAAAUUUAUUCUGGAUCCGCGUUUGGUACAAUGGCAAUGGUACUAGAACAAAGUAGAAAAGAAAAACAUUAUGGAGAUGAUAAUAUGUAAUUUACAUUUAUUUAAUAAUUAUGUAAGAACAUAUUAUUUGCUAUAGUGUACAUCUCUUAUGAUAGUUUCUAAAUAAUAAUUGGCAGAACAAUAUCACAAAAAUUAUUUUUUUUAUAGUACAAUAUUUAGGUAGAAACGAUAAUCUUAUCUUUUUUAUUUUUGUGCGGAAAGAGCUAUGCGUAAAUCAUGGAACUUGAUUUUUGGUAGAAUGGAGUCAUGCUCGGUAAAGGCAGCUGCCAGCUGGUUUAUGGGUAGAUAGCCUAUUGGGAAAUCGGGAUUUUCCAGGUGGGCCCCUGUCCCUACAAAUUAUGGGACCCCUAGUCUCAACACUGUAUUUUAUAUUUUAAAUCUUAAUAAUUAUAUAAUAGUAAUAUCGAACUAUUUACAGUUUGGUUUAUUUUAUUGGUAUUUUGCUUAUAAUUAUUAAUUAAUAAUGCAAUAAAUACUUCUGCGUUUAAUAAUACAUGAUAAUGUAGAACGUUUUCUAACUAUAUAAUUAUUGAACCUUCCUAAUGGCUAAUAUCAAAAUCGAAUAUGAGUGUCCGCAAAAAGUUUUUGGGUGGAAAAGUCAAAAGAAAAAAUAUAAGAAUGAUAUUUUAAUGACAUGCGCUUCUAUAAGUGCAAUAAAAUAACUGGAUUUUUUUCUCUUGAUAAAAGUGACGAUAAACAAAUGAUUACAAAUGUUAUAGUUACGGAUCGUAGUAACUCAAAGUAUGUACAAAAUUAUUUAAGAAAUUCAUUUUCACAAUUCACAAGAGCAUUUAGAACGAUUAAUAUUAAUUGUGGACCGUGGGGCGUAGCCACAUCUAUUCGAGAGCAUUGGACUCUUAAAAGUUAAAACCGUGGCCGUAAUCUAAUAAGUUGUUGAUAACAUUUAUCCCUAUUUGUUAUGAUAUUUAAAAAAACGGAAACAAUACAUUGGACCACCUAUAUACUCUGUAGUGCCCUGUCAUAAAAAUUGAAAAAUUGCAAUAGUGCAUAUUGUUGAUUCAUUGUUUUGCUGUGCUCAUUAUGGUUGUAAAGUAAACAAUUUAUAAAUUUUUAAAAAUAUGUUGUUCUGUGAUAAUAUUGAUAUGGUUUAUGUAAGUGAUAACGUAUGUUAUGCCUCCCAGGCAUAGACCUCAUCACGAUGUAUUACAUCAGCUCUUCUCUACAUCGUGGACCUUAUACUAAUAGACGGUACAUGGUAGUAGUUCCUGCGUCCACACGUGAGGACGCUGAUCAAGGAAGUACACCGCACAAUAUGCGAAAUGAACUAUGGGAUUGUACAAUCAUUGUAACCGUGCGCCAAAUCAAUACUCAUACCGGGUACUAUCACAGUUAGGAAGACCGCACCACCCACCCGCAUCCACCCUGAAUGUACAAGGUUUAGCCGGUUUGGCCAAUGCACACAGUGUCUACAACUGUUUAUACCCUAGUGGUACACAGUACACGCCAACACAGUCACGGCCGCCAAUCUGAUGGGAUCAGUUCUUCCCCUGUUUUCGACACGUCAUCGUCAUUUUUUUUUGUGGUUAUCCUUGUAGUGACGCCGCGACUCCAUUCACCAUUGUACUCAAGUGUUGGUCUUCCGAGAGUCUUCUCUGUAUUAAAAUAUUUCUAGUUUUUGGUUGAUAUCUGAUGACUGUUAUUUAUUUCCUAUUCGAUAAUCGUUAUCCGUAGAUCGUGUGCACGUUCACUCCAACGUUCAGCAGCAAUCAACCACGCAAAGUUUUGAGUUUUCAUCAGUAGUGAAACGACGAGAUACUGGUACAAUUUUUUUUAAAGUUUAUAAUCAUUGGGUUCAUUAAUCAGAUCAAAAUAUUACUUUGAUAAUGAAUGAUAUACAGAAUAAUGAUCAAUCCAACAAUUCAUACAACGAAUUUCCACCCUAUCUCAAGUUCAAAAAGUUACCAUUUCAUGAUGUUAUUUAUGAAGUUAUCAAGCCAACAGUUCUAAAUACAAAUGAAGAAAAAAUAAAUUUUAUUUUAUCAAAUGAAAACAUCAGCCAGAUUACUGCCAGUCGUUACUUUUCCCGUGGUGGAAAUGGAAAUAAUUAUCAAUUACAAAUUAGAAUUUGUCAGCUGGAAAGUAAGGUCACGUCUUUAAAUGAGGUAACAGAUUAUUUUCCUCAGGGUCUUAAUAUUCAUGUUAAUACUAGACGUUGUUUAUUAACAAAAGUUAGACCUAUAUCAGGAAUUGGCACAGGACAAAAAUUUGCAAUCCCAAUUGAUUGCACUAGACUUAUUAAACUUACUCCCAACACUGAAAAUACUAUUAGCAUAAAGUGGACUCCUGAUACAAAAACAUAUGCUGUGAUAAUGUGUAUUGUUAAUAAAUUAACAGCCAACACUUUGUAUGAGAGGCUGGUGAGAAAAGAAAGAAGAAAUAUAGAAGAGACUAGAAAUGAUAUAAUUAAAAUGUUUCAAAAUAAUAAUGAUACGGAUUUGGUUAUUACAAGUUUUACGCUUUCAUUGAUAUGUCCAAUAACAAAAAUGCAAAUGACCGCACCGGCAAAAUCUAGCCAGUGCGAACAUUUAGAAUGUUUUGAUGCCUGGGCGUUUAUCAGAAUGAACAAACAUUAUAAUAAAUGGAGGUGUCCAAUCUGCAAUUUAAAUUGCCUUUAUGACGACCUAAAGAUAGAUGACUAUAUUUUAUCUAUUUUACAUAAUCCGAUAAUUAAAACCGGUUCAAUUGGUAAAAUAAUUAUAAAACCAAACGGUUUCUGUACAAUUACUGGCAAAUAAGACGUAUUUAUAUAUUGUUUGGACGAUUAAAAACCAUCGUUUGAGUUGGAAAAAGAACAAGAUAAUGAAACCCAGGCAAACAUUAAUAAUUAAAUCUAUUUUCAAUUAUACUAUUCUUUUAAAUGAAUAUUAAGAAGUUCUAAAACAGCUAUAACCAUCUAUUAUUAGCUCUCCAGUUCUGAGCUAGGAAUAAUAAUUGUAAUAAACUGUUCAGUUAACCGUCUCCUCAAGUUUUACCUUCUACGACGGAAGAAUUUUGAUUUUAUUAUUAUAAAUAUAAGCUGAACGGUGUUAAAAUGUAAUAACUUUUAAAAUUAUGAAUGUCUAUAAAUUCUACAUAUUAUAAAGCAUGCAAAUAAAAGAUUAAACUAUU
Messenger RNA from Rhopalosiphum padi (bird cherry-oat aphid), 3684 nucleotides. RefSeq names its product E3 SUMO-protein ligase PIAS1-like. Gene Ontology annotation, molecular function: transcription coregulator activity; zinc ion binding; SUMO ligase activity. Bases 2400 to 3311 code for a protein of 303 amino acids. Gene Ontology annotation, biological process: regulation of transcription by RNA polymerase II; protein sumoylation. The record is from RefSeq and is a predicted model, not a curated record. The transcript has 3 exons. Lineage: Eukaryota; Metazoa; Arthropoda; Insecta; Hemiptera; Aphididae.